This is a messenger RNA of Penicillium longicatenatum, 2736 nucleotides long. RefSeq lists its product as uncharacterized. Bases 1 to 2736 code for a protein of 911 amino acids. The transcript has a single exon. NCBI's taxonomy places the organism in Eukaryota, Fungi, Ascomycota, Eurotiomycetes, Eurotiales, Aspergillaceae. The record is from RefSeq and is a predicted model, not a curated record.
AUGGGGGCCGCUCAAUUCUCAAACAAAGAAGAGAUGGAGCAUGAGGCCUGGAAAAAGCACCUUGAAAAGCAAUACGAUGGACAUCGGCACUGGUCGAGUGGUGUCUGGGCCAAACGGCCACCCACCCUCACUCCCAGCCAACUGAAUGACCGCAUGGUCGAGCUUGAGCACGAAGAACCGACCGUUCAUAAGCGCCGAUACCUCAAUUCAAACGGAGUUGAUGACCACGAGAAAUUCCUCGACUUGGAUACUUACUACAGCACGAACAAAGAGUUCCCCCGUCGACUAGUCGUGCAAGCGACAGCAGAUGCGCAGAAAGAUGCUCGGCCAAGGCACUGGAGUCAAAGGAAUAUCGAUGGACGGACGCCAUUUAUCAUUCGGUUAUCGGAACUUUGUCUGAACCCGUUCAACCUCAAAAGAUACGAUUCCGGCUAUGUUGAUAAGAGCAAGAGCGAAGAUCCGAAUGCGCCACUGCCGCUGAAGAGGACCGGAAUUCGGCAUGUUAGGAUGAUCUGCCUUCGCGUCAUGCACCAUAUCAUGUCGAUAUUUUUUACCUUGACAUUGGCGUGGGUCAUUCAGGUCUUGCUCUCCGCCGACAUCAUUACCGAGCCAUGGAGCAAGGAAGGCUCGUCAGAGGACUACACGGAUUACGACAAUGUACUCUGGGAAUGGCCCAAGCACGCUAUCAAUUUUUUGGAACAGUCGCAGGAUAACGAGAAACCGCAAACAAGCCUCACCAGGCUCAUGAUUCCUCGCCGUCUGGUGGUGUGGGACGAAGAGAAGAAAGCUUAUAUAGCCAAAGAUACUUCCGAGCUCCGGGACAAAGUGACAGGAAUGCUGCCACCCUAUGUUUUCCUGAGUUUCUCACGAGGAAACUAUCCCAGAGGAGACGAUGUUCUCAGGCCUUUUUUCCACAAUGUGGCUCAAAGCGUCUUGCAUGAAGAGAAUAAAGAGAACGCCCAUCGAGAUCCAAAAGAAGAACCUAUCAAAGCGUUCUGGGUGGAUGUUGACUGUGUCAGUCACGAGAACCCAGCCAUCAAGGCUAGGGAUAUCAACUCCAUUUGUGAUGCGGUGCGCUGUGCUAGGCGUGUAUAUAUCAUGCUGCCAGGUGAGAGCCAGGAGGACAAGCGGACGUGGGGGAAGCGAGUCUGGACUUUGCCUGAGGUUCUCCUUGCGGCUGAGAAGAUUCGAUACUGCAUCACACCCCAAUGGAAGGACUGGCCUUCAUCCAUGGGGAAUAUGCCCACGGAAAAUAAAUUUGGGUCUGUCUCGUUGAACGACAUGUACAACAGUUUUUGGCCGAGUUUUAAGCCCAUUUCUACUGUAUCCACUACCGAUAGCCAUGGGGAAGGGCGACCCGAGGAUGCAAUCAGCCACCUUAUUGAUCACUAUACGAACCGGACUAAGCUCAGUGAACUACAACUGUUUACCUUUGCUGUUCAAGCUAUGGCAAAAUUGUUUACUGGAGAGGAUGAAGGUUUUACCACCGCGAGCAUGGCCUACGCUGCGAUGGGUCUCUUGGCCUAUCGCAUCACGCCCGAUAAAGAAGAUGAUACGUUCCAAGCCAUUGCGCGCUUGUCGCUUGUGAAUGAUAGCAACCAGAUGCUGGAGCGUCUUGUCAGUCUGUGGCCGAAGUACACGCCGGAUGUCCCAGGAACAUCCAAGGUUCAAGGAGAAGAACGAUAUGCCGUUGCUGGUAGCGAAGCUCUUCUCAGAAAUAUCGCGGAUCAAGAUCAAUAUUCCGUUCAUCUUUGGGAUAUCCAUCCUUUAUGCGAUGUGGUCGGUAUUGGGAACGACAAGUUCGCUCCGACAGUUAUCCUGGACCGGUGCCGCGGCAUUCCUAUCCGAUGGAAGAGCUUCCCAAAAGUGAGAUACGUACAAAACUUUGAAGGCUUCCGCGAAUGUAUAUCCCAAUUCGUGGUGUGGAUCGGUGCCUCGUUCCUGCUGAUGGGUUUCAACCUCUUCGCAACCGUUGUCUCGCUUGCCUUCGCAAGCGUGGACGAUGGAACCACCAUCAGCAUCAACAAAUACAUGCUUGGUAUCCUGGUAUACCUCGGUAUCGCCUGGGUAAUCUCCUGGUUCAGCCCGAGAGCAGUCCGACGCCUAUGCAGCGGAGGAUCCGGACUUUCCUGCCAUUUAGUCGGAUUCGAAGGCACAAUGACGCUCCGCGAGAUUGAGAAAGCUAUCUACGGCAAUUUCACUGGCCGGCUUUCUUAUGCGCCUUCUUCUACAAUAUUCUCCCAUAAAAUCCGUCACGGCAAAUUUCGAAUGGGCGUUGAGCCUCGUGAUUCACAUGGUGAUCCGCGGGGCCCUGAACACUGGGAACAGCAAAGAAAGGAACACGGUAUUCCCGACACGCAUCGCUUAUUCACUAUCGUUGAUACGGGUGAUAUGAGCGUGUCGGUCAUUGCGGCUGAGCGACCACCGGUCGUGGCUUUGAUCUGUGGACGUGAGGGUGGUAUGGUGCGGGCGCUGUUGUGCAGCUGGAGAUUCGACAAGAAUUGUUUGUAUCGGGAAUGUGUCGUGCGCAUGCGGAGCUCGAUUCAGGAUCAGGCUCAGCCAAAUGACUGGUUGAAGGUUAGCCUGGCUAGUCAGGGUGAGGUUAGCCGGACUCGGUUGAGAUAUGCUCAACAGGAGAAGAAGGCUUCGCUUUUUGCGCCUUCAGUGUCGGUGCCUCCUACUCCUCCUCAGAAAGAUACGUUGGUACAGAGAGUUGUUACCGAGCUACCGUCUUAG